AGCUGUUGUUUCUGAUCAGAAUUGGAGGAGCCGGACUGUUUGAGCGGCCUGCACGCGCGUGUUCCCACAGAUACGUUUGCUUUGAGCGCGCGCCACCGCGAACGGACGCAAAGUGUGGAGAGAAGGAACCGGCUGCAGGUGCGAAUUCUUCAUGUCUGUUUUCCUACAGCGCAUUUACCACCCAGUGUUUGUGCCCAGCUCAGAUAUGACUGAGGUGAUGAUCAGCAGCACCCCCAUGGAGGACAUGAGGCUAAGCCCCAGCAAGGACAGACUCUCCUUCCAGAUAUUCCCAGAUCCCUCAGACUUUGACCGCUGCUGUAAGCUCAAGGAUCGACUACCGUCCAUUGUGGUUGAGCCAACGGAGGGAGAAGUUGAGAGCGGGGAACUUCGUUGGCCUCCAGAAGAGUUCCUGGUCAGUGAAGAAGAAGAGGAGGAGGAAGAGGAUGACCAAAACAGUGGCAGUCUUCCAAAUGGACAGCCAGUGCAGAAUUCGCAGCACUAAAGCCUGUGUGUCGCACCUUGUUCCUCCCUGUUUCUGAUGGAUCCUCACACACUGGUGACACUUCACAGAAGCAGAAUCGGCUGAUGCAUCUGUGCUUCAUCUCUUCACUCAUGACACCAAACAAAACAAAGGAAUGCCCCCAGCUUUUUUUUUUUUCUCUCUGCUGUGCUGAAAACCCACCUACACAGACAUGAAAAGAUUGUACUUUGCACACUUGUAGCCCCUCUCCACCUUCUUCCAACCACGGCCACCACAGCACGAGUCCCGUUUCAAACACAAUGCCCUUUUGGAGAGCAGCAGCUCGGCGCUUCAUGGACAGCUCGUACUCUGCGGAAGCCCGCUGCUGCUCUGAAGGUGACUCUGAAGCGGCUAGCAUCGUCGCCCCAGAGACUCGACAGCUGCAUACAGAACCAUUGUGGUACCUGUGGGAAUAACUGUACGAUACACUGUUCUUGUUUGAGUUGGGUUUCUUGAGUGCUAUAAUUGUUGUUGCCACUGCUGUCGGUAGAUUUAAGUGUCUGUUUGUGAAAAGUUUAGUGACAUGCGUCACUUCAGUUUUUUCCACAAAAGCUUUACUUCUGUGAACCUUCAUAGGAAAAGGUGAGCUGGAGCAGGAAACUGGUUUGGAGGAGUUACUUAACAGGUUUGUUUUUAUUUUUUCUUUCUUUUUUUUAAGUCUUCCUGUUGACAGCCAGCUGUGGGCAGAGUUUUGUAUAGGCAAUACUUUAAAAAUCUCUCUGUUUUAUGACUUUGCCAAAAGUUCUUGUGAAUUGUAAGAUGGUAAUGUCUGUCAUUUCCUGUAUAUGUGCGUAAUCCCCCCCCCCCCCCCCCCCCCCCAGUUAGACAUAUUUUAACUUUAGUGGAACAAAUCCACAAGGAGGUGUCACUUUUAGUGGACAGUGUGUUGUUCUUGGUAGUGUGACAGAUGUCCAUGCCUUCACAUGUUCUCAGCUUGUUGGUUCUGGGGCUGCGUGUCUUCUGUCACCUGCAGGUCCUGAAUUGUUCUUGUAAAGCUCAGGGAGAUUAGCCGCCAUGUUUCUCUUGGUGUUUUUUUUUUCUUUUCUUUUUUCUUUGUUUUGUUGUUGUUGUUUUUGUAUUUAGACCACUCUUCUCAUAAAUGCAGAAGUUGUAAAUAAACAUUGGAGUUUGCUACAAA
Molecule: messenger RNA, 1658 nt
Organism: Oryzias latipes (Japanese medaka)
Lineage: Eukaryota; Metazoa; Chordata; Actinopteri; Beloniformes; Adrianichthyidae
Gene: lbh
Product: LBH regulator of WNT signaling pathway
Biological process (GO): positive regulation of DNA-templated transcription
Cellular component (GO): nucleus
Source: RefSeq, a predicted model, not a curated record